This is a messenger RNA of Cucurbita maxima (winter squash), 873 nucleotides long. RefSeq lists its product as uncharacterized. Gene Ontology annotation, cellular component: membrane. The transcript has a single exon. The record is from RefSeq and is a predicted model, not a curated record. NCBI's taxonomy places the organism in Eukaryota, Viridiplantae, Streptophyta, Magnoliopsida, Cucurbitales, Cucurbitaceae. Bases 1 to 873 code for a protein of 290 amino acids.
AUGAAAUGGAACUUCAUCUUCCUGGUUAUCUCUUUCACUUUCUGCCCAUUUGUUUACACUUUGCAGGGCAAUGAGUCUAUCUCUAUGGAUGCAUUUCUUCAAGAAACUGCCUUCAAGACGUUGGUUCGUCGCAGGCCAUAUACGGGUGCCUUGUACCGAGCUAGCCUCCCGGCGAAUUUCUCUGGUAUGGAGGUCUCGGUUGUCAGGCUAAGGAGCCGGAGGCUGUGGGACAAAGGAGCUAAUUUCAGUCACAUUGGCAUUCCAUCAAACACCUUGCCGGUGCCCCACGUUAGAAGAAUGGUAAUUGUGUACCAAGACUUCGGCAAUUUGUCUUCUUCCUACUUCGAAAUUCCAGGCUUCUCACUUCAAACUCCAGUAGUUGGAUUCAUGGUUUUCAAUGCCACAUCAAAUAUAGAACCGAAAAACAUCACAAAACUCAGCAUCAACACAAUGGAAAAUCCAGUAGAAAUUCACUUCCCAGACGUGAAAUUACCUUCAGGCAAAUCGUCGAACACAAGGUGUGCAGAGUUUGAUGAAAAUGGUAGGUUUCAUCUGACCCAAAUGGGCUCCUCCCUCAACGUUUGUUACUCGAAAAAACAGGGCUAUUUUGCAGUGGUUUCGAAGUUGAAGAGGAAGAAGAAGACGUGGUAUUUGUGGGUGAUUGGGUUUGUUUUGGGCGCUGGUGGGGUGGUGGUGGCUGGUUAUGCGGCCAUGGUUUCGAUCAGAGCUUUGAAGACGAAGAAGAUUCAGAUAAUGGAGAAACAAGCUGAUGAAGAUUUGGUUCUACAGAGUAGAUGGGUUGGCAACAGCAAAAUGCCAAGUGCCGCAGUGACAAGAACAAUGCCGGUUCUUGAGAAUUCAAGUUUUCCAUAG